AUGGCCUCUGUUUUUGGAUUUAUCAAGCGUGCCUUCAAUCCGCCUGAGGUGCCCAAAGCUGAGAACCCGAUUCGUUUCGGUAUUCUCGGCGCAGCCAACAUCGCCCCUGAAGCCCUCAUCAAGCCUGCGAAGAGCCAUCCUGAGGUCGUCAUCGUUGCCGUUGCGGCACGCGACAAGACUAAGGCAGAGAAAUAUGCCAAGAAGUGGGGGAUAAAGAAGGCAUAUAGCGGUUCGACAGGUUAUGACGAGCUACUGAAUGACCCAGACAUUGACGCUAUAUAUAACCCUCUUCCGAACGGGCUACACUACGAAUGGACCAUGAAAGCCUUGUCGAAAGGCAAGCACGUUCUCCUCGAGAAGCCCAGUGCGGAUACCGCGGACGAGACCCGGAAGAUGUUCGAAUUUGCAGAGCAGAAAGGUCUGGUUCUUCUGGAGGCGUUCCAUUACAGGUUCCACCCUGCCACUCACCGUGCCAGGGCGAUUCUCCAGAGCGGUGAACUGGGUGCUGUCAAAAGCUUCACUGCGCACAUGACGCUUCCAGAAAUUGGAUUCAUCCCUAAGGACGACAUCCGUUAUGACUACGCUCUCGGAGGCGGCUGCAUGAUGGACAUGGGAGGCUACCCCCUGAGCAUCAUCCGUUUCCUCACAGGGAGCAAUCCCGUCUCCGUCCUCAGUGCCGACGCGGAACUCGCACCCACGGCAGUGAACGAUAUAGUCGACAAGGGCAUAACCGCGACGUUCGCCUUCCCGAACGACGUCACCGCUACCGUACGGUGUCACUUCGGCCUGCCGCUCAAGCUAGGCUUCAUACCGCUAACCCUGAGCAACUUCGUCUUCCCCACGGUCUGGCACUCCAUCACGGUGAGAAAGCGCCAAGGCAGCAGCCGCCUAACGCGCACGGAGAAGGCGUACACGUUCGAGGAUGGCAAGGGCGAACCGUGGUGGAUGACUUAUCGGUACCAGCUCGAAGCGUUUGUAGAUAGGCUGAAGGGUCGCACGCCGCACUAUUGGAUAACUGCAGAAGAUUCGAUCACCAACCUGGAGUGGAUACAACGCGUCUACGAAAAGAGUGGCGUAGGAAGCCGCCCGGCGUCCAAGUUCGUGCUCUGAUUCGACUGGUUUUCUCCUGCGUAAACGCCUUGGCUGAGGGUUUGACCAAUGC
This is a messenger RNA of Punctularia strigosozonata HHB-11173 SS5, 1162 nucleotides long. Its product is annotated as NAD(P)-binding protein. Bases 1 to 1110 code for a protein of 369 amino acids. Lineage: Eukaryota; Fungi; Basidiomycota; Agaricomycetes; Corticiales; Punctulariaceae. The record is from RefSeq and is a predicted model, not a curated record. Gene Ontology annotation, molecular function: nucleotide binding. The transcript is spliced from 8 exons.